GAAGCGAUAGCGCCGUCUCGUUGUUCCCGUCUGCUUUAGGCAAGCGAAUUCUUUUACCAGUUUAUUUGCUGUCUGCGAUACACAUACAUGCUUCUCGCCGGGCCGCCUUGUACCCUCUCACACCUGCCGUACGUUGCACCGAUUCUUUUCUCUAGUUCCUUGUCACGACGUCUGAGCUCUCGGUUAGCACCUUUUCUCUUUAUCCUUCGUCUUUUGGGGUUCUCACGUUGACGUGACGGCGCCGCGACCUCGCACAGCGCCUUCUUCUCUCCCCCCUCUUUUGUGCGCCCGUGACAACACCGCCACGUCGUUUGUCACCGUCCUUUGUUUUUACUAGUUUUUACUAUAAAGGCUGAUAUUGUCGGUGACGAUCUUCAAUUUGAGUUAUAUAUAUAUAUAUAGGUUUUCUCUGGUGGUGAUUUGAUCGAGACGUCUCUCGCUGCGGCUAUCGUCCGCGCCACGAAUUCGCCGCCGCUGCGUGUGUUUGCUUCUGCUCCGGUUCUCCAAAUUCGUUUCUCACGCCUCGCCAUCACACAGCAGAGCGCCUGACUUUUCAAGAAGGGAUAUCACAGCGACCCACCUCUCGCGCUCUCCCUCCCUCCCCCUCACCAUAAAAACUCACGGAAAGACCUCAUAUCCGUACACGACCGCGAACGAGAAAACGAGAAAUACCCUCUCGAGGAAACGGGAAGGAAGGAAUCGAAACGAAAGCGGAGUCGCUGGAAAAGCGAACAGCUCUUCGGUUUGCUGCGGCCGCCUAUCAGCCGCUUCCCCGCCCCCCCCCCAAACUAUAUACUUGUUCUUUCUCCAUUUGUAGACAGCACAUUCAAAAACACACGUGCACACGAACACACAGGUUGGAAAGAAAAACGUUAUUUUGAUCGGAAAAAGAACAACGCUAGGUAAUAAAAAGAAACACCGCCACAGAGACGACGACACGACCCAGCGCCAUGCAGACUCCAGCGGCCACCACGUCGUCGCACAGCGACACUCGCAGCGGCGGUGUCGCCCCGGUGCCGCUGGCCAGCGGACACAAGGACAAGGCAUCCUCCUCGGUGGGGCCCCUCGCUCCGUCAAAGGCGCAGUCGCCGACGAGUAGCGAUGGCGCACCACCCUCACCGGCCGCCAUGCGCCACAUGAAUGCUGCCGUGCUGAACGGUGUCACCUACCCUUCCGCGAAGGCAGCCGCCAUUGCGAAGGAGGCCGUGGAAGCCGCGCAGCUGUACUACAACCUAUUUUUCCAGGCAAGCGAGGAGGCGUCUGCGUCUGCUGGUGGCGGCGGUGGGGCUGCACGAGACGGCCGUGCGGCCACGCAUCAACCACACUGCGGCUUUCCCACCACCACCAUCACCGCUGCCGCCGCCGCCGCUGUCCACUCUUCUCACUCGCCCACGCGCCAACGCGGCCUCGAGCAGGCUGGCGAGGACCACGCCCCCGCUCCGACAGCAACGGAGAAGACGAAGCUGCGCUGUGUUGUGCUGCCAGAAGACUCGCCGCCGUCGCCGCAUCGCAGCACCGCCGGUGCGGGGCGCCACCACAGCAGGGAGGCAAACAUGCGCUUCAGCCGCACCUCCAGCGUGAACAGCAACGAGGCGAGUCUGCUGAACGUGCAGACGCCCGUGAACGUGGUGGACACGACCUACCACACCUUCUUCCCACCCUUGCUCUCUCAGGUGAAGCGGGAGGCCAUCGUGGAGCGCAUUGUGGGACACCGGCCGCGGCCGUACCUUGCCUGGCAAUGGCGCAAGGCCGAGGACUACCACACCCUGCACGCUCAGAACGUGCACCACAACAACGCGUACCACGAGUACCCCUCUCACACCACCACCGUCACCAUUGCCGGCGUCGGAGGUAAGGUGGGCGUCGCAAGCCCUGUGGCCUCCGUCGCGAGCGCGAAGGCCACGCUGGAGACGCCGCUGUCCACCUCACCAUCGUCUCCCAUGAUGGGCCCGACGGCCCGGGUGGGGGACCUGAACGGCACCGGCACGACUGCCGAGGCCAACGCGGCGUCGCCUGUGCGCAGCGUCACGCCGACGCCGGCGAACUCGUUGCGUGCGACCACUGCCCCUUCCCUCAACGCCGCUGCUGCUGCUGCCGCCGCCCCCGGCACGGAGGAGGAGAAAGAGGUGGAGCCGGAGGAGUCUGGUGGCGUCUACCCGCUCCGCAGCGACAGCAGCAGCGCGGACGGCGGUGCCCCUGCGGCGGCGGCGAUGCCGAAGGUGUCCUCCUUCCUGCUGAAUGAGAUGCCUUUUGAGCUGAUGAGCCAGCUCUCCAUGUACACCAUCCCCACCUCGCAACAGGGGCCGGAGUACUUCAAGAAAACGGCCGAGGACGGGACGAAGACGCUUAUCAUUUUCAUGAUGGGCUUGCCAGCACGCGGCAAGACCUUUCUGGCGCAGAAGAUUUGCCGGCUGCUGGGCUGGCACGGGAGUCGGGCGAAGGUGCAGAACAUCCAGGUCGCAUGGCGCCGUGUGCUGCUGGACUGGGAGGCGACCCACGCAGACCGGCUCGCGACGGAGCAGCGGGACAAGGCCACCGAGGGCGAGACGAGCUGCGAGUGCUGCGGCCAUGAUGCAGCGGCCCCGGACGUCACCGCCGCCGUCAGCGCGCACGCCGCCGCCGCGAACUCCGCGCCUGCGACGGACGCCACGGCAGACGCGCGAGGGACGCGCCAGGAUUACUGCCGUGCACACGCGCUGUCGGGCCAGCGUCCGUCCCACUCCACCACCCAGGACGAGGUAUCGCGGGUGGUGCGUGACGUCGCAACUGGCCGGCUGUCGAGUGCACCGCUGCGUCGCCCUGCCGAGGGCGGCGGCCGGGCAGCACCGGCGAGUGCCCUUCCCUCCCCGUCUCCCGCGGGGAGGAGUUCCCCAGCGCCGCCGACGACCAAGCCCCUGCGAACGUCGAGUGGGACUUCGCCGGUGUGUCCUUCCAUGGAGCCGUACACGGUGGUCUCCCGCCAGGACCGCAGCUCGUCGCAGUCGCCGACCUCCUCGGUGGUCGCGUCGCCGACGGCCGCGCUGUCAGACUGCGCGAGCAACGUGGCGGUGGCCGGGUCGCCGCGGGAGGCCACCCUGCACUCGCACCCUGUGAGCCCGAUGUCGACUGGGGUGGCCGUCCCCGACGCGGCUGUCCUGGCCGAAGAGAACCCCAUUGCUGUCGCGGCCGCUGCUGUUGCUGCCGCUGCGGCGGAAGCCGACGCGGACGCGGCUGCUGACAGACCCACGAUGCCGGCGGAGGUGCUGCGCACGCGCCACUUCAAGGAGCUCAUCCAGAACCCCACCAGUGUGGCGCGCCGCAUGUACCGGUACGUGCUUCAAAGCUUCGCCGACGACUGCCGUCUCUUCUUCCAGCACGGUGGGGAGGUGGUGGUGAUCAACGACGACUUCGUGACGGAGGAGCUGCGGCAGGAGGCGGAGCGGCUCUUCCGCCCCCUCGCGGCUCAGUUCUUUUACAUGGAGGUCAUCCGCGACGUCGCCGAGGACCCGCUUGACUUUGUGCAGUGCAAGAUACGAGACCCCAUGGAGUACCCGCGCAGCGAGAUCGACCUGCACACCGCGACGAGCGACUUCACCGCACGCCUGCACUUUCUCGAGCAGGUGUACGAGACACUGGAGGAGGCGCCCAAGACGGCGGCGGAGGCGCAGUGCUGCCGUCCCGCCCACUCCCCGCCUCCCAAAACUCCGCGCAGCUACGUGAAGAUUCGCAACGCGAACACCAUCGAAACCCACGGCAUCUCCGGCUACCUACCCAGCCGCAUCAUCUCCUACGUGAUGAACCUCUCGCAGGUGAAGAUCCAGCACCCCAUCUUCUUUGUGCGCCACGGGGAGAGCUGCUACAACCUAGAAAACCGCAUCGGCGGCAACCCGCUGCUGACGGAGCAGGGCAUGCGCGACGCCGGGGCCCUGCUAGAGUUCCUGGCGUCGUUAAAGCACCAACUGCAGCACAUCGAUCAAACGCAGAGGGCGCAGGCCACGCCGCGCGAUGAGAACUCGCAUGCGCACGGCAAGAGCAACGACGACGACGACACCGACGCGCCGACGGUGCGCCGGUCCGCGGCAGCUGGCGGUGGGACCAACACCGCCAACACGCUGGAGAUGUGGACGAGCCAACUGCGGCGUGCCAUUCAAACGGCCGAGCUGAGCGAGCGCUUGUUGAACAUACGCACGCUGCGCUGGAGUAGCCUGAACGAGAUCCACGCCGGCGUGUGCGAGGACAUGACCUACGACGAGGUCAUCCAGCGCUACCCCCUCAUUGACUACUUCCGCAAGCGCAACAAGUACACCUUCCGCUACCCGGAGGGGGAGAGUUAUCAGGAUUUGGUGGUGCGACUGGAGCCGGUGAUUAUGGAGCUGGAGAACGCCGACAAGGUGGUGGUCGUCGUGGCGCAUCAAGCGGUGCUGCGGUGCCUGCUCGCCUACUUUGGCAGCACCUCGGCAGAGAGUAGCAUCAGCGUCGAGGUCCCGCAUCGCACGGUGUGGCGGUGCACGUACGACUCGAAGGGCAUCGCCAGCUUGGAUGAGCUGAAGUUGGACAACUACGAGGCGGGCUUUCAGCUGCGGAAGCCGGGGCGGGCACCAACCCCAGGGGCUGCGGCGGCCUCCAUCGAAACCGCCAGCGAGGCCUCUGCCGUGUCUCCGCCACCCGACGCGGGCGAAAAGCGUUGA
This is a messenger RNA of Leptomonas pyrrhocoris, 4667 nucleotides long. Its product is annotated as putative mitochondrial 6-phosphofructo-2-kinase-like protein. The transcript has a single exon. Gene Ontology annotation, cellular component: cytosol. Gene Ontology annotation, biological process: fructose 2,6-bisphosphate metabolic process; fructose metabolic process. NCBI's taxonomy places the organism in Eukaryota, Euglenozoa, Kinetoplastea, Trypanosomatida, Trypanosomatidae. Gene Ontology annotation, molecular function: fructose-2,6-bisphosphate 2-phosphatase activity; 6-phosphofructo-2-kinase activity; ATP binding. Bases 951 to 4667 code for a protein of 1238 amino acids. The record is from RefSeq and is a predicted model, not a curated record.